Molecule: messenger RNA, 1379 nt
Organism: Closterium sp. NIES-67
Lineage: Eukaryota; Viridiplantae; Streptophyta; Zygnematophyceae; Desmidiales; Closteriaceae
Source: the annotation of a GenBank genome assembly
UGUGUGAGAGUGAUGAGGGGCGCUUCACCUUCAAGAGCCACUGGCCAUCGACUACGCUCACCCCAGCUGGAGGAACUACGCCGACAGUACAAGCCUUUAGGUUUCUCUGCAAUGAUGAACGUGAAGGAGUUGCAGCAGUUCCUAGGCUUCGCUAAUUAUUACAACAGGUUCGUGCCACAAUACGCAAAACUCGCAGCACCACUCACGAAUCUGCUAAAAAAGAACACGGCCUAUAAAUGGGAGACGAAGCGUCAGGAAGCCGUGGAGCAGCUGAAACAAGCACUCACGUCUACACCAGUACUCAUCUUGCCAGAUCCCGAACGCGACUACGUCAUCCAAGCUGACGCCAGCGACCAAGCAGUGGGAGCAGUCUUGAUGCAAGACCAGGGGAAUGGGCUGCAACCAAUCGCCUACCUCAGUAAAAAACUGCACGGGGCUGAACUGAACUACCCGAUACAUGACGAAGAGGCCCUUGCUAUCGUCAUCGCCUUCAAAGCGUGGAGAUGUUAUUUCGAAGGACGAAGAACAACUCUCUACACUGACCACUGCAGCCGGGAAUAUUUGAAGACACAACCAAACCUUUCCAGGCGGCAGGUCCAGUGGAUUGACUUCCUCGAGACAGACUUCCACUACGACAUCGUGUACAAGCCCGGCCACAAAGCACACGCUCUUAGACACUUUGGUAGCAACAAGACACUGAUCGGUAUUGCAAAGCACUACUACUGGCCCAACUUGGCAGAAGAUGUUCAGAUAUUCGUCACCUCAUGUGAUGCAUGUCAACGGAUGAAGAGAAGCAAGCAGAAGAAAGCGGGACUACUGCAGCCUCUUCCUGUCCCAGAACAAUCAUGGCAAGUGGUUAGCAUGGAUUUCAUCACCGGGUUACCACCUACCACCAGAAGUCAUGACGCCAUCCUUGUCGUCAUUGACAAAUUCUCCAAAAUGGGACACUUCAUCCCGACACACACGACAUCACACACCAAAGCAACAGUACAACUCUUCGUUCACUACAUCAUCUCACAACGUGGCAUUUCAACCACACUCAUCUCCGACCGAAACCCCAAGUUCACCAGCAAGUUCAGGAAGGAACUAAUUUCUCUGCUCGGGACCAAACUCGCCAUGUCAUCUGCCUACCAUCCGCAGAUAGAUGGACAGACUGAGCACCUCAACCAGAUUGUCGAGCAACUCCUCCGAGCAGCCUGCAAGGACGAGAUCUCCAAAUGGGACUUACACCGACCCGUUCUCAAGUUUGCGUACAACAACGCUACUCAUGCCGCUACUAGACAAACACCGUUCUUCCUCUGCUACAGACGCCACCCACUCACACUAAAGAAACCGACAACAUUAGCUACAUACCCCUAGAAUAAGAAACGUCUCCAGCG